CCUCCAUCAGGAUGAUGUCACCAAAGGGGGCGGAGCCAGCUGCUGUGUAACAAACAGGAAAAACAUCAAAUCGACCGGUUCGGUUCGAGUCCAGUUAAAGUGGGUCAGAAACCCGGACAGCCGAACUCUGUGACCCGGAUUUCUGCCACACCAGAACCAUGUCUUCUGGAUCCAGAACCACGAACACGGAAGCGUGGGGAGGCUUCGACGAUAACCUCAUCCAGGGCGGCGGCUCAGCUGUCAUCGACAUGGAGAACAUGGACGACACGUCGGGCUCCAGCUUCGAAGACGUGGGAGAGAUGCACCAGAGGAUGAAGGAGGAGGAGGAGGUCACUGCUGAGGCAGCUGCUGCUGACGAUGAAGGUCCAGAGGACGGAGAGUUCCUGGGGAUGAAGGGAAUAAAGGGUCAGCUGGGUCGACAGGUGGCUGACGAGGUGUGGCAGGCAGGGAAAAGACAGGCCUCCAAAGCCUUUAACCUGUACGCCAACAUCGACAUCCUCAGACCUUACUUUGAUGUGGAGCCGGCACAGGUGCGCAGCAGACUGAUAGAGUCCAUGAUACCUGUACGCAUGAUCACCUUCCCUCAGGUUGCAGUUCUGCUGUCUCGGACCGUGGGUCAGACUCCUCGUCUGCUGCUCUGUGGGAUGCUGGCGCUGCUACACAUGAGCUUCCUGCUCUACCUGCACUUCAGCUACCAUCAGAUCCUGGAAGGGCUCCUGGAUUCUCUGGAGGGACCGAACGUGGCCCCCAUGCAGCGGGUGGUCCGAGACGUGCCGGGACUGACAAUCAACACUACCAUGAGAAACCUGGGGGUCCUCCAGGUGACCCAGUGAGGGCGGGGUUAAUUCAAGGUGGAGCCAGCAGAGGGUGGGUGUGGUUCAUUAGUGGGAGGGGCCAAAAAGUAAUGUAGAGAAACACUGGAGGGACCACUGAAGGUGCUAGGCCAGAUUCUUAUCAGCCGUCUCAUGAAGUGUCACAUCAGAGCUUAGUUCAUCAUAAAUCAUCCUAAAUCACCAUAAAUCAUCACAAAUUAUUAUAAAUCACCAUAAAUCAUUAUAAAUAAUCACAAAUCAUUAUAAAUAAUCAUAAAUCA
This is a messenger RNA of Austrofundulus limnaeus, 1093 nucleotides long. It is a transcript of the gene yipf3, whose product is annotated as Yip1 domain family, member 3. Gene Ontology annotation, cellular component: Golgi apparatus. NCBI's taxonomy places the organism in Eukaryota, Metazoa, Chordata, Actinopteri, Cyprinodontiformes, Rivulidae. The record is from RefSeq and is a predicted model, not a curated record.